AUGAUUCACAAAUGACAAUACUUAUCCGUUUCUUGAUUCUCGUGUUCUUUCCAAUCCUGAUAGAAGCUGCAGCUAGUAUAUUAUCAACUGAUUGGAAUGGAGAACUUGGUUGCGAAGGAUCUCUCCAGGUUCUCCUGGAUACUGGGAGCAGGAUCAUUUACUCAGGAUCCAGAUCCAGACUAGAUGAUGAUGUGAAAAGUGUAGGAAAAGUUGGAACAUGUUGUUGGAAACUCUACAGGCUAACAUACUUUAAUGGACGAUAUAAAACCGUUGAGUUUGGUUCAAUACAAGUUCCUAUUCUUCAGAAAAUUCGGUCAAUUGAAAAAAUCCAAUGCACAACACUAAGGCAUGUUGGAGUUAAAACUGUCCGGCCCCCUACAAGCCAAGACAAUGUAAAAACAGAAUUCUCAGAAGAACGACCGGACAAGAUGUUUUCCAGGAAUGAAUUCCCAAACUCGCGGAUUUAUGAAUCAAGCCAAGAACAUCUCCCUGUACAUCCUCAACAUCUUGUACAGGCUGUACACUUGGUACAGUCGGCAUAUCCUGAUAAAUCCUCACAAUCUUUACAUAUCAUGCAUUCUAUGCAAUCUGCGUUCCCUGAAAAAAUUAAUUACAAGACUGUGUUUGAUAACUCAGUUAUGUCUGACAAAACUAAAACGACACUGGCUAAUUCAGAUAGCACAAGAGAGACGGAUUAUAAUAUCUCAGUUAUCUCUGGCAAUAACAAAAGUGAGCCGACGCUAGUUAACUCAGAAAUCUCUAAUACAGUUUCAAGUGAGCAUAAAAUCCCAGUUUUCAAUGAUAAAAUUUCAAUUGAAACGAAGGAUACGUUUAUUAUCUCUGAUGAAAUUUCAAGUGAUACAAAUGUAGAUAUCUCUAUAAUCUCUGAUAAAAUUACAAGUGAGACGAAUGUAGAUAUCUCCAAUACCUCGGAUGAAAUUACAAGUGAGACGAAUGUAGAUAUCUCCAAUACCUCGGAUGAAAUCUCAAAUGAGACGGAUCAUGAUAUCUCUGCUUUUCCUGACAAAGUUUCAAAUGAAAUAGAUGGUAAUGUUUCAAUUAUCUCAGAAGAAAUUACAAAUGAGACGGAUGUAGAAAUCUCAGAAAUAUCUGAUGAGAUCUCAAGUGAGAAUGAUUAUGAUAUCUCCUAUAUCUCUGAAGAAAUUGAGAAAGAUGUAGAUGUAGAAAAUAUAAACAUGAUGAAUUUAAAUAAUUCAGAUCUUUUUGACUCAGUUAUCUCUGAUAAAAUGAUAAAUAAGCCGAAAUUAGAUAUAUAUAGAUCCGUUCAAAGGUUAAAAAGUACACAGCCAUCAGAAAAUUCUGAGCUCUCAGGAAGCAAAAUAUUGAGUCCCGAAGAGACUAACAAAGUUAUUAAAAGUAGGAAAACAUUUCUGUCUAAAAACUACAGCAGAUCAAAACUCCCCAAUGUUAAUUAUUCCAUUGGGAAGAAUAAGUCAGAAAUAGAAAUCUUUCAAGAGAUCAGAGACACAUCUACAGAAAGAAAUAUUGAAUCUGAAAGUUUAACCCCAAAUCUUGUAUCUAAACCCUCUGAACUUUCUGAAACUGAUGAUGGUGUACUUUAUAACGAGCUGAAGACUAUUCCAGCAUUAGCUGAAGCAGGUGUUGAUGUUUACAAAGAAAAUACUAAAACUGAGUCUGCUGAACAUAAUGAUAAUUAUCAAGAGAAAGAUCCUUCAAAACAAAUUCCACUUGAAGGAUUGAAUUAUCCUAGAUCAGAACUAGAACUGGAACUCAAACAUGUCUAUGAUGAUCUUUUAUAUUCCGACUAUGUGUAUUCUGAGAAUUUGGCAGAAGCACUUCAAGAUGACCUAGAUUAUCUUGAAGAUGAUUUAGAAGAUGAUACUGAAAAUGAUACUGAAACUGAUACUGACGAUGACACUGAAUAUAAUACUGAAGAUGAUACUGAAGAUGAUACUGAAGAUGAUACUGAAGAUGGUACUGAAAAUGAUACUGAAGAUGAUACUGAAGAUGAUACUGAAGAUGAAUACGUGAAUUCAGAUCUGAACACGUUUCACCAGACAAGGGUGCAGGCUAACCUAAAUCACAUUACAAUGAAUUCAGACAUAAAAAUACUUGAAGUGCAACCGAUAUUUUCUCCGCAAGUUGAGACAGAGUUUAAUCAAAAGUCUCAGAAAACUGAUAACAGGCAAGCCUUACUCUCACAGCCAGACAUCAAUUUAAAUCAAAAACGAAAACUAAAAACAGAAAAUGUUCAACAUUUUGAAUAUUUUGAUAAUAAUGAAGAAGUUAAUGAUGAUAAGGGGGAAAUGAUCUGGGCGAGAUUUGCGAAUAUUAACAGAUCUGCAGCUGAGAAAACAAGCUCUAUUGAAGAAACAUAUUAUACUAAAAAGAAAGCUGUCCAUACAACUGGAUCCUCAUCAAUUCAUAUCAAUCAAAAUACUAAAAAUAAUUCAGAGAGAGAAAAUGAGCUUCAUGACUUGAGUCGCAAAGUAGUUAGUGACAAUACUGAAAACGAAGGGGUAGCGCUUGAUACCGCUAAUGGAUCAAAUCUUAUGAAAAUGAAUUUGAAACACAUCAGUCAGAAUACCAGUCAUCAUUUGAACUUCAGUAACAAAAACAUCAGUUCUAUUUAUGAUGACAGAAAUGACAGAAACAAAAAUGUUUAUUUAAAUGAUAAAACUCGAUUAUUGCACUUUGACCGUGAACAAUUAAAUAACAAACAUAGAAACAAGCAAAAAUAUCUUGUGACACAAUUACCCGAGAGCAUUGAGAGCAGAUAUAAAGACCUUGAAGAAAGACAAGAAAUUAAUGAAAAUACAAACGAAACUUCUAGAACAAGAUUACGAAUGGGGUUGAGAGAUGGAGAAAGGUCAAAGAAAACCAAAGAAAUCAACGAAAAGAAACACAAGAAACAUAAAGUGGACACUGAAAUUUCAGAUCUUUUGAGAUUGCCUAUUGACAAUAAUUCGGAAGUACGUGAACAGAAGGAAGUCAUGAUGAGACAAAACAAUGAAGAUCAAAACAAAAAACAUUUCCAUAACACUCAUACAGAACAUAAUGAACAUGAUAAACACCAUAAUGAAGAUCUUGAGAUUGAUCCUGUAGCUGAAGAUCCUGAAGAUUAUGUGUAUGAUGAGGAAAAAGAUGAAGUUGGAAGAGGACAUGCAGGAAGGAGCCUUGAAUGUGAAUAUUUAAGACGUGGACGAAUAUAUUUGUUGGAGAUAUUUAGCAGAUCAAACGAAGAAGAAUUUGAUUAUAAUGAUUCAAAUGAUCAUCAAGACUAUUCAAUUGAUCAUCAUGACUAUGAUUACAAAGAACAUAGUAAAACACUGGACUAUGAUAACAAAGAUCAUAUUAAAACACAUGACAAUGAUAACAAAGAUCUGAAUGAUAUACCGACUAAUAUGAAGAUAUUGAAUCAGAUCAAAUCGUCAAGGAUCAAGAAGCUUGAAAACCCCUUUGGUAGAACCGAUAUUAUUAAAGAUGACUCCCUGGAAAUGAAUAGAAGAGAUGUUAAUGAGGAGCAGUUAGGGGUUGAUUCACUUGAGAAACAUGAUCCUCUUGAUCUUGUCCAAAUGAUGGCAUUAAAAAGACAUAUUGCUGUUGCAAAAUCUCAUUCAACGUCCAAUCUUGAUUUAAGACAUAAUUCUCAGAUAUUUAUGAUUUUUAUUUUCAUUCUUUAUGCUUAAUGUAUUUAUAUUUAUUUACAUUUUACAUAUGUCUGUAUUUUUCUAACUUGUUCUAUUUAAUAACUGUUUAAUAUUAUUGUGCUAAAAAUUACAAUUGCAAUAAUAUUUUUCUGCAAAAUGUAUCAAAUGUUCAUCUCUACAUUUUAUGGAGCAAUGGACACUCAUUUCGUAAAAAAAGAAUUGCAUUUUACAUUCUCGAUGAAAACAUAUUUUAAAUAUCUUAAUGCAAACAACAUUUUUUGCU
This is a messenger RNA of Eurytemora carolleeae, 3915 nucleotides long. RefSeq names its product protein PFC0760c. Lineage: Eukaryota; Metazoa; Arthropoda; Copepoda; Calanoida; Temoridae. The transcript has 8 exons. The record is from RefSeq and is a predicted model, not a curated record. Bases 12 to 3671 code for a protein of 1219 amino acids.